AAUGUGGACACAAGUAUUCCAGGAAUAAUGGUGCUCCGUCAGAGUUUUCUCAUCAUUCUUGCAUUCUUUGGGCUGGUAUUGUGUGGGCUCAUUUACCUGAACACCAACCAGAACAGUUGCAAACCGCAGAUAAUAGAAAGAGUCAUCACCAAGGCAAAGUGGAAGCUUAAGAACUCUGGAUUGUGCUCAUCGCUGGGGUUUUUGUACAACCAGCCCAGUGCGCUGGUAAGUCGGACAGAUGUUGCUUCUGUAACGUCAUGGUUAGCCCCAAUCAUUUGGGAGGAAACCUUUGACGCCACACUGAUCGACUUUAUCUACAAACAACAGAAUCUCACCAUAGCGACCACAGUCUUCGCUUUGGGAAAAUACACACGUUUUCUCAAAGAGUUUCUGGAGUCAGCAGAGCAGCAUUACUUUGUUGGAUUUCGAGUGAAUUACUACUUGUUUACGGAUCUACCAGAAGAAGUUCCUGAAGUUAAGAUGGGUGAAAAUCAUAGUCUGACAGUUCGAAAGGUUCCAAGUAUGAACAGAUGGCAGGAUAUCAGUAUGGGCAGGAUGGAAAUACUGGAGAAACUAAUAGAGAAUGAACUGGCCAGUGAGGCCGACUAUAUUUUCUGCCUUGACGUAGAUACAAAGUUCUAUAGCCGCUGGGGUGUGGAGUCUUUGGGUCGUCUGGUUGGUGUGAUACAUCCUUGGUUCUUUGAUGCUCCAAGGGAUCAGUUCACAUAUGAGCGUAGACCAGAGUCUAAAGCAUACAUUCCAGCUGGAGAGGGUGAUUAUUAUUUUACUGGCGCUGCAUUUGGCGGCUCACUGGAGGAUGUACAUCAUCUCACCAAAACCUGCCGGGCAGAGAUGAAAAUUGAUAUUGCAAACUCCAUUGAGGCGAUAUGGCACGAGGAGUCUCACUUGAACAAGUAUUUCCUUUAUAAUAAACCCAGUAAACUGCUUUCUCCUGAAUAUCUGUGGCGGGACAUCAAUGCCGGGGCAGCCCAAAUAAAAGUAGUUCGCUUCUCUCAUGUAGCUAAAAACAAUGCAGAAGUGCGUCCAAAUGUGUAGCAUCUGUUGCCAGUAUUGAGCUACACUGACAUGGUGUGUUCUCGCAGGCCUCCCACACUGUGAAUCUGUAAACAGGUAAUAUUGACAACAUAGAAGUCUACAGCUGCCACCAACAAAUGGAUAAUCAGAGACAUUUACAGAUAUUUAUGAGCACAAAGUGGCAUCAGGAGCUAAAUCUGCCAAAGUAAUCUUGAUGAAACACGCACAAUAUGCUAUAAAUACUCUUGAGUUUAUUAUACAACAAAACACCAUUUAAAUGUGUAUUGAAAGCAAUGACAACCCUUUGUUUUACCUCUUCUUUAAAGAGAGUCAAGGGAGGAAGUUUAGGGUGGAAGUCAGGUAGAUACAGGGUCUGAAGUAAAAACCAAUGGUGAACUUUAAUUGGUAUUUUCUAGCUACUACAUAAAUAUGAUUUUACUUUUUAACGUAAUCUCAUUAAUAUUCAAAGUAAUUUGCACAUAUGGUUGCACCUGCCUUUUUGUAUGUUUGGGUAUACACUGAAACAAUGUAUGAC
Messenger RNA from Sinocyclocheilus grahami, 1570 nucleotides. Its product is annotated as histo-blood group ABO system transferase-like. The transcript is spliced from 7 exons. The record is from RefSeq and is a predicted model, not a curated record. NCBI's taxonomy places the organism in Eukaryota, Metazoa, Chordata, Actinopteri, Cypriniformes, Cyprinidae. Gene Ontology annotation, molecular function: hexosyltransferase activity. Gene Ontology annotation, cellular component: Golgi apparatus; membrane; vesicle. Gene Ontology annotation, biological process: carbohydrate metabolic process. Bases 28 to 1056 code for a protein of 342 amino acids.